GGAUCAUAGCUUUCACCUGGAUUCUCCUGGUCAGUCCAUGUUAUGGAAAGAGCAGGUGUUCAUAAUGUUUUGUCCACUCAGUGUAGAUACAUCCUUGAGAUGAACACUAGGAAAGCAGAACGCUGUCAUGACUGGCAGAAAGACGUACAAAGCAAAUUUAACAGAAAUAAUGACAUGCAUCUUUUCUGAUUCAUGUAGAAUUAUCUAUUUAUAUCUACGUGUUUAAUUACCUAUACCAGGAAUUCCAUCUCUCUAUUUCUGUCCAAGGUCUUCAAGACAUGAGUGAGUGAAUAUGAAAUGAGGAGGAAGGGAGGAGUGAGUUGUCUCUCAUUACACACACAGAACUUUCCCUAACGCAAUAAACAUGUAAGUGACUGAAUAUGUUGCAUCAUGAAACAUCAAGUGUGAGGAGUUAACCCUCGUGCUGCCAGGAACUCCCUCCCCCUAACCCCCAUCACAUGACCAAGUGUUCACAUCACAAAGGAAAUAGGUGAGGUGUUUCUCAGGGUAUAAAUGAUGAGGGGUUUAGGCCAGAGUACAUAUGCUCUCCUGUCUGCUCCUCAAGAGGACCACCAGAGGACAACCAGAACCAGCACACUCCAGUACCAGGAGACACCAGAACCAGAAAUAGACUGCAGCACCAGUUGAGUGUGGAACCAAUAGACUUGCAGCACCAGUUGAGUGUGGAACCAAUAGACUUGCAGCACCAGUUGAGUGUGGAACCAAUAGACUUGCAGCACCAGUUGAGUGUGGAACCAAUAGACUCCAGCACCAGUUGAGUGUGGAACCAAUCGACUGCAGCACCAGUUGAGUGUGGAACCAAUCGACUGCAGCACCAGUUGAGUGUGGAACCAAUCGACUGCAGCACCAGUUGAGUGUGGAACCAAUAGACUGCAGCACCAGUUGAGUGUGGAACCAAUAGACUCCAGCACCCGUUGAGUGUGGAACCAAUAGACUCCAGGAUGUCUCCCUGCUCUCUCCUCCUGUCCGUGCUGUUGGCUGCAGCGCUGCAGUGUGAGCAUGCCCAGUGCAGACGUGUACCGUGCUCCGACCGCUGCUGCUCCUUCGUAGAGGGCUUCCCCGUCAGACUGAAGGAGCUCCGCACCGCCUUCUCCACCAUCAGAGACUACUACGAGGCUAAUGACGAGCUGGAGACAUCCCUGCUGGACGAAGGGAUUCUACACCACUUGAAGAGCCCGGUGGGGUGUCACGCUAUGGACAGCAUCCUGAAGUUCUAUCUUGACACGGUGUUGCCCACCGCCAUGAACAACAGAACACAGAACAACAACGACUUUAAAUCUCCCAUCGACUCCAUCGGAAACAUCUUCCACGAGCUGAAGAAAGAGAUCGUCCAAUGUAGGAACUACUUCUCCUGUAAGAAACCGUUUGACAUCAACGAGUUCAUCUCCUCGUAUGAGAAGAUGCAGGAUAAGGGCCUGUAUAAGGCAAUGGGAGAGCUGGACCUACUCUUCAACUACAUCGAGGAGUACCUGGUCUCUAAGAGACGCAAAAACUGACCCCUGACCAAUCAGAAUUUGCCAGAGUUAUGUGGCUAACCCUAACCUCUAAUAACCUCCAAAGCCCAAACAUCUGGGACUGUCUUUUUGUGGAAGACCAUGAGACUAAAUUGUAUGGGUCCUGAGGACCUUCUCUCUCUACGUUACUAGGCUAGUCUUUAGUCCUACUCUUCAGUUCUGAAAGAACACCUUGAAGAAUAACUUCUGAGGACUUCAUCAAUAUAAUAUAUGGCAUUUGCCUUUUAUCCAAAGUGACUGAGAGCACUGCUGUCAUACAUGUUUGUAUGGGUGGUAGCCUCAGUGGGUAGCAAACCCUUGUUCUUGACCUGGGCUGAGCUUGCAAGCGCCACGCUCUACGGACUAAGCCACACAAGGACUUUUUCUUUAAAGUCCCUGAACCACAUUUAGUCUCAGGUUAAUCAAAAAGUUUAUUACUGAGUCAUAUUGACUGAAACAUACUGCUGUAAAGUAUUGCAUCAAAUUUGUUGCAUUUUUUGUAAUUGUAUUUUUUUAGGAUUGACUUUCUGCACUUCCUUCCUUCCUUAUAGUAUAGUCAUGAUGUUAAUCUAGCCACCAUGUGGAGUAAGGAAGCAUGUGUUACUGUACAUGUGUAGAACACCAGUGAGAAGGGGAAUCCAGGCUACACGUUUACCAGUGUGACAGAGAAUGUACAUUCACCUUUAACAUGUGUUACUAUGUGAUCGUUGACUGAUCUGUAAUAAUGAGUGUAUUUACACAUGACCAUGUUUACAACAUAUUGAACCAUUUAGUUAUAGCAUACAGUAUAUUUACUACCAAUAUCAGUAUUGAUUUAAAUUAAAACCGUCCGUGAAUCUCAGUGGAAUACUGCACCACAAUGUUUAUUAGUGUGGCUUGUGAAAAAGUGUGGCUACAUACGAAUGAUUUCUGACAUGAUUAUUUCGGACCACUACUCCUCCUAGUGGUCGUUUAAUUUGGAAACGUCAUUUAAGCUUUAGAAUGUGCAGACUGGUUUGGAAUAGUGUGCUUGCAUACAACUUUUUAAAAACUAUUUAUACUUUUUAAACUAUUGAAUUUAUUAAACUUCAUCCAUGGAAUUUCCUUGAAAUUCUAAAGCUUCCUUUGUUGAAAACACCCAACAUUCUAUUCACAAUAAACAAUGUAACUUUUAACACAAAUCAGCUACUUUGACCACAUUCCAACAACGUUGACAAUAACUUAGAGGGCUUCCAAGAGAAAAGCACAGAGUGUGCAAAGCUGUCAUCAAGGCAAAGGGUGGCUACUUUGAAGAAUUUCAAAUGUAAAAUAUAUUUGUAUUUAUUUAACAGUUUUUUGGUUACUACAUGAUUCCAUAUGUGUUAUUUCGUAGUUUUGAUGUCUUCACUAUUAUUCUACAAUGUAGAAAAUAGUAAAAAUAAAGAAAAACCCUUGAAUGAGUAGGUGUGUCCAAACUUUUGAUGGGUACUGUUGGUGUGCCUAAAUAUUUGUGAGGUUGAGUGUAUUUUUGUUUAACCUUCAUUUAACCAGGUUAGUCUAGUUGAGAUAAAAAAAAAUCUAUUUUUCAAGAGAUUUUAACCAACUGUUUUUUUUUUUAGCUACAAUGUUUUUGUAUUUAUUUAUGAUUUUUUAAAAACUUUCUCUGCCCUGCAGUUUUAAAAUAAAAUGUUCUACUUUGGAACUGUUUAAAAAAAAACUCAGUUCUUCUUUUAAACUUUAAAAUGUGUAAAAGCCUUUUAAGUAGAUUAUCAGUUUCACAUUCUGUUGUAAUGCUGCAGCGACGACACAAUAAAGACCUCUUCUGAAUCUGAUGUCCCGUCCUGUGGUUCUUCUUCUUCUCUUGAAAUAGCAGAACAGAACAUUUUAAUGAGAUGUCUUUGGGUGUUGGAUUCCCAAAGGCAUACAGUACAAACU
Oncorhynchus tshawytscha (Chinook salmon) is the source of this 3407-nucleotide messenger RNA. RefSeq names its product interleukin 10. The transcript has 5 exons. Gene Ontology annotation, cellular component: extracellular region. Gene Ontology annotation, biological process: immune response. The record is from RefSeq and is a predicted model, not a curated record. Lineage: Eukaryota; Metazoa; Chordata; Actinopteri; Salmoniformes; Salmonidae. Gene Ontology annotation, molecular function: cytokine activity. The coding region runs from base 963 to 1517 and encodes 184 amino acids.